Messenger RNA from Penicillium vulpinum, 1614 nucleotides. Its product is annotated as cytochrome P450. NCBI's taxonomy places the organism in Eukaryota, Fungi, Ascomycota, Eurotiomycetes, Eurotiales, Aspergillaceae. Gene Ontology annotation, molecular function: heme binding; iron ion binding; oxidoreductase activity, acting on paired donors, with incorporation or reduction of molecular oxygen. Bases 1 to 1614 code for a protein of 537 amino acids. The transcript has 2 exons. The record is from RefSeq and is a predicted model, not a curated record.
AUGAUUGAAGACCUCCUCGCAGGGACGACACUCAGUCUGGCCUCCCUGUGGCUUCUGGGAGUAUUCGUUGCAUUUUGCGUAUUCCGCAAGCUUCAAGCCUCAGCACAAAUCGCCCGUCUCGGUGUCAGAGCUCCCAAAAUCAGGUUCCGUCUCCCAUACGCUCUCGACUUCAUCUUCGAAGGCUAUCAAGCCAAUCAAGUGUACCGCGACUUAGAAUUCUGGGAUACAAAAGUCAGGCACGCAGGAGGCCUAACAAAUGCGAAGACAGCCGAGCUCGAUGCUGGGAUUUCCACCCGCAUGGUCCUCACCAAGGACCCAGAGAAUAUCAAGGCACUGCUCACUGGACAGUUUGCCGACUACGGUAAGGGUGAGUCUUUCCAUCGGGAUUGGAAAGAGUUCCUAGGCGACAGCAUCUUUGCUACCGACGGAGAACUAUGGUCUCGCUCCCGCCAACUCAUCCGUCCCAUGUUCGUGCGUGACCGCAUCGUCGACACAGAAAUAUUCGAGAAACAUGUUCAGAAACUCAUCCCGCUUCUCGGCGGCAGCGAUUCACCCAGCAGCAGCAAGGUAGUGGACGUCGGACCACUCUUCUUCCGGUAUACCCUCGAUGCAGCAACAGACUACCUGCUCGGCAAGGGUACAGAGAGUCUAGAUAACCCCGCAACACGGUUUGCCGAAGCAUUCAGAUAUGUGCAACAGCGUCAAUCGGAAUAUUUCCGUUUCGGAGUCUUUAGUCGUGUCAUGUCACGCACCGAAUUUCGCAAGAACCUCAAGAUAAUGGACGAGUUCCUCCAGCCCUACAUCCAAACUGUCCUCGCCCACUCAGCCGACGAUGAGAAGUUUGCAAAGCAGGAAACCUUCCUUGAUGCUCUAGCCAAGUUCACCCGCGACCCCCGUAUCCUCCGUGACCAACUCGUCGCCGUCCUCCUCGCAGGCCGUGACACCACAGCCGCGACACUAUCUUUCUGCCUCUUCGAGCUAUCACGAAACCCAGAAGUCGUCGUUAAGCUGCGCGACGAGAUCCGCGAUAGACUCGGCGUCAGCGCUAAUGCCCAGAAACCCAGCUACACCGAUCUCAAGGAAAUGAAGUAUCUCAACGCAGUGCUACACGAGACAAUGCGUUUAUAUCCAGUCGUGCCAUUCAAUGUCCGCUACUCUCUACACGAUACAACGCUCCCACGCGGCGGUGGGCCAGACGGGUUAGCGCCUGUGGGUGUACGCGCAAACUCGCGGGUCAUCUACUCGACGAUGCUGAUGCAGCGAGAUCCUGAUCUGUAUGAUGGCCCAGGAUCGGAGAACUACUUCAAUCCUGGGGAGUGGAUUCCUGAGCGAUGGGUUUCCGGCUGGCAGCCUAAGCCGUGGCAUUUUAUUCCGUUUAAUGGUGGACCGCGGAUUUGUAUCGGGCAGCAGUUUGCUACUAUUGAGAUGGGGUAUACUGUUAUUCGGAUAUUGCAGGCUUAUGAGCGCAUUAUUGCGCUGCCUAUUGGCGGGAAAGAUGAAGUUGAAGAUCCGGUGCUUCGGUUUGAAGUAACCCUCAGCCCUGGCUCCGAGUUGAAUUGCGUUUUCCUCAGGGAGGGUGAAGAGCCUGCGCGCAGCACCGCCAAGGCAGCUUGA